AGGGCAAGCACCACAAAAAUAUUGGACCUAAAAACACAUUCGGUGAAGAGGAGUUCAGGCGAACUCACUCUUAAAACAUCGUAUAAAGGUAAAACUCUGUCAUACGGCCUCUGGAUUCAGCUUGGUUGAGGAGGAUAACACACGGUUUUAGUGGGACUAAACAAGGGUAAUUCAUAUCAUCUUUGAAUAGAAUCUUUAAACACUCCCGCCCAGCAGGGGGCGGUAAUACACAUUACCACAAUACUACAAUACUUUCCCGACAUAACGAAGAAAAAACAAGCAACAACCGGGACUUGGGGAGUCUGAAGUCUGAGUGAGACCGGCUGACCUCUCCACGUUGACCCACAGAGCGGGUUGGACCGACCGGGGGACCGGGUCAGACUGCCCGGAAUGCAGAGCCCCAGAGCCGCGGUGCAGCUUGUCCAGCUCGGGCGGAUCUCCUACUCCCAGGCGCUCCUAGAGCAGCAGCGCUUCGUCCAGCGACACCGUAACCGAGAUCCCAGCCGCCCGGCCCCCGACGCCCUGCUGGUGUGCGAACACCCGCCGGUCUACACCAUCGGGAUCCGCCAGGCCCCUUACCCCGCCGAGGAGGAGCGCAGGCUGGCCCUCCUGGGAGCCGAGUUCUUCCGGACGAACCGAGGCGGGUUGAUCACCUUCCAUGGGCCGGGCCAGCUGGUCUGCUACCCGGUCCUUGACCUCCGGGGCUUCAGGAAGAGUUUGCGCUGGUACGUCGGUCAGCUGGAGCAGACCGUCAUCGGGCUGUGCGGUCAACUGGGCAUCGAGGCGUCGAUCUCCCCGGACACCGGAGUGUGGGUUGGGGACAACAAGAUCUGCGCUAUCGGGAUCCAUUGUGGCCGCUACAUCACAUCUCACGGCCUGGCCCUCAACGUCAAUACAGAUCUGUCGUGGUUCAAACACAUUGUUCCCUGCGGCAUUGUGGGUAAAGGCGUGACGUCUGUGAGCGAGGAGCUGGGCCGAGCGGUGACGGUGGAGGAGUUGCUGCCCCGCCUGCUGGACUCCUUCUCGGAACACUUCGGUCGUGACGUCACACGCACUAAAACCCCUCCACUUCCCCCUGGCUGAGGGGGGGGGGGGGGGGGGGGGGCGCCCUCUUCUGGCGGACUUUAGAACUAUGUCUGUGAAUAAAAUGUUUCAUUUCAAGGGGCAAAAAAGACUGAAGGAUUUCACAACCGUCACUUGUACCUUCACUUCCUGUGUAAUAUUCAUUCACCAACGAAUGUAUUUAUUUGUUAUACACUGAAAAGCCCAACUCAUGCUGCAUUCUGUUCUGAAAAGUAAAGAGUACUAUGUUGUCUAAUGCAAUAUAAAAACGAUUAUAAGCUAUUUCUACUAUCUCUAAAGAGGAAUCUUACAUGCAGGAGGUUCGUCAAACACAGCAUAAACAUGAUGUCUUAUCAAGUCAUAUGAUGCAGAAAAUAUUGCUCUCUGUAUAUGUAUAUGUUUGAUUAUAUAUUCAUGCUGUACACAUAUUCAAGAAUGCUUACAUUUUUACAUGACCGAAGCUCUCAGAUAAUUCAAACUAUAUUACCCGGUAGGUGGGUUGACUGUCUAGAAUCAGAUUCUUACUGAUCGUUUUGCUUAUGCCAAAUCCAAAGUCUGCAUACGUGAAUAAAUACAACAAAUACAAAACAUAUAAAUAUAAAAA
This is a messenger RNA of Gadus macrocephalus (Pacific cod), 1666 nucleotides long. It is a transcript of the gene lipt2, whose product is annotated as lipoyl(octanoyl) transferase 2. Gene Ontology annotation, molecular function: lipoyl(octanoyl) transferase activity. The transcript is spliced from 2 exons. Bases 391 to 1083 code for a protein of 230 amino acids. NCBI's taxonomy places the organism in Eukaryota, Metazoa, Chordata, Actinopteri, Gadiformes, Gadidae. Gene Ontology annotation, cellular component: mitochondrion. Gene Ontology annotation, biological process: protein lipoylation. The record is from RefSeq and is a predicted model, not a curated record.